Molecule: messenger RNA, 885 nt
Organism: Pocillopora damicornis (cauliflower coral)
Lineage: Eukaryota; Metazoa; Cnidaria; Anthozoa; Scleractinia; Pocilloporidae
Product: collagen alpha-1(XIX) chain-like
Source: RefSeq, a predicted model, not a curated record
AUGAAUGAAAAAGCUAUGGAGUAUACAGAUGUGUUGAAUGCUCGCCUAAACAAAUUCCAGCAAGAUUUUGAUCAGCAACUUCUCAGCAUUGAUCGGCUGGCCACGGAAAACACACACAAAGCUGCCGAGUUGAAGGCAAAGGAAGAUGAGAUAAAUGGGCUGAGACAGGAAACACUGCACCAAAGUGCAAUGGCAGAGGCCAUCCAGAGAAAGCUGAGAGCCAUUGAGUAUCAGAAGAUUGAGGUUGAACAACGGGAAGAAACUCUUAAAAGACAAAUUUCUGGCUUAGAAAAAGCAUUAACUAGUAAUGGUCUUCAGGGUUAUAGCAGAUAUCAACCGCCAUCAUCUCUUCUACCACCAAAAUCAGAUGGUAUUGACAUGGAGGUUAGAGCAUACAACGAGUCAUUGGUGCCAUAUACAGCACCACUAUCUCUCGGUCGUUGGUCUAAAGGGGAAGAAGUGAAUCCUCAAGCACCACCACCAUUCAUUGAUACCUGGCCUAAUUACGCAAGUGCCAAAGGACCAGCAGGUCAACCAAGAUCAGAAGAUGAUCAAGAUGAUACUGGUUCUAAAAGAGACAAAGGAGAUAGCGGCCUAAAAGGAGAUACUGAUGCACAGGGGGCUCGGGGAGAUCAGGGUGACAAAGGAGAUACUGGUACACGAGUUCCCAAGGGUGAUACUGGUGCAGAAGAGGCACCUGGAAGUAGUGGUACUGGGUAUCAGGGUCCUAAAGGGGACAAAGGGGGUACCGCAGCACAAGGACCAAAAGGAGAUAUCGGUCCUCAGGGUCGAAAAGGUGACAGAGGAGACACCGGUCAUCAAAGUCCCAAGGGUGAUAAAGAUGACAUUGGUAUUGCAGGUAAAAUAAUGAUGGUACAAGAGUAA